This is a messenger RNA of Sorex araneus (European shrew), 3167 nucleotides long. RefSeq names its product proteasome 26S subunit, non-ATPase 12 (gene PSMD12). The coding region runs from base 97 to 1467 and encodes 456 amino acids. Gene Ontology annotation, cellular component: proteasome regulatory particle, lid subcomplex; cytoplasm; nuclear proteasome complex. The transcript has 11 exons. NCBI's taxonomy places the organism in Eukaryota, Metazoa, Chordata, Mammalia, Eulipotyphla, Soricidae. The record is from RefSeq and is a predicted model, not a curated record.
GCGCUGCCUGAGCGGGGCGUGCGGGCCGUUUCCGGUGUGGGUGCCGAGCGGCGGCCGAGGCGCAGGGACGUGCUGGGGGCCUCGCGCGCUGGGACCAUGGCGGACGGCGGGUCGGAGCGGGCGGACGGGCGCAUCGUCAAGAUGGAAGUGGACUACAGCGCGACGGUGGACCAGCGCCUGCCCGAGUGCGAGAAGCUGGCCAAGGAAGGAAGACUUCAAGAGGUCAUUGAAACCCUUCUUUCCUUGGAGAAACAGACCCGCACUGCUUCCGAUAUGGUGUCUACGUCUCGUAUCCUAGUUGCAGUCGUGAAGAUGUGCUACGAAGCUAAAGAGUGGGACCUACUUAACGAAAAUAUUAUGCUUUUGUCAAAAAGACGAAGUCAGUUAAAACAGGCUGUUGCAAAAAUGGUUCAGCAGUGCUGUGUUUACGUUGAGGAAAUCACAGACCUCCCUAUCAAGCUUCGAUUAAUUGAUACCCUACGAAUGGUCACGGAAGGAAAGAUCUAUGUGGAAAUCGAACGUGCUCGGCUGACCAAGACUUUAGCAACGAUCAAGGAGCAGAGCGGUGACGUGAAGGAGGCAGCCUCCAUUUUGCAGGAGCUGCAGGUGGAGACCUACGGGUCCAUGGAGAAGAAGGAGCGGGUGGAGUUUAUCCUGGAGCAAAUGAGGCUCUGCCUGGCCGUGAAGGAUUACAUCCGCACGCAGAUCAUCAGCAAGAAAAUCAACACCAAGUUUUUCCAGGAAGAAAAUACAGAGAAAUUGAAGCUGAAAUACUAUAACCUAAUGAUCCAGCUGGAUCAGCACGAGGGCUCCUACCUGUCCAUCUGCAAGCACUACAGGGCCAUCUACGACACGCCCUGCAUACAGGCGGAGGGCGAGCAGUGGCAGCAGGCUCUGAAAAGUGUGGUCCUCUAUGUCAUCUUGGCUCCGUUUGACAAUGAACAGUCAGAUUUGGUUCAUCGAAUAAGUGCUGACAAGAAGUUAGAAGAAAUCCCCAAGUACAAAGAUCUUUUAAAGCUCUUUACCACAAUGGAGUUGAUGGGUUGGUCUACACUGGUCGAAGACUACGGGAUGGAGUUGAGGAAAGGCUCUUUGGAAAGUCCCGCAACUGAUGUUUUUGGCUACACGGAGGAAGGGGAAAAGCGGUGGAAAGACUUGAAGAACAGAGUCGUUGAACAUAAUAUUCGGAUAAUGGCCAAGUAUUACACGAGGAUCACGAUGAAGAGGAUGGCACAGCUUCUGGACCUCUCUGUUGAUGAAUCAGAGGCUUUUCUCUCCAAUCUCGUCGUUAACAAGACCAUCUUUGCUAAAGUGGACCGGUUGGCGGGAAUCAUCAACUUCCAGAGACCCAAGGAUCCGAAUAAUUUAUUAAAUGACUGGUCUCAGAAACUGAACUCACUGAUGUCUCUCGUUAACAAAACUACACACCUCAUAGCCAAAGAGGAAAUGAUUCAUAAUCUACAAUAGGGUUUCAGUGCCCUGCAUACGUUUAGAAAAGAGUUCAAAUUGGAAGUUAUUAAAAAAAGAAAAGAAAAGAAAAAAAGAAAAAGACUUGUGGUGUAUAUGUUUGGGGUUUUUUUAUUUUAUUUUUUUUAUUCUCUGCUUCUUGUCUAAAAUUUCGAAGAUAGUAAGUUUGAGAUCCCCUUUCUACCUUUCUAUUCUGUGAUUUUUGUUGAAAACUUUGCAUUUUCAGUUGAUACAAAUAUAUCAUACGUUUUUAUUAUCUGAGAGUUUGAGAGUGCUCAGAAACUGUGUCAUAACUUCGCCAAACACGUUUUUCACUUAGUCAUUUGGAGUCUUUUUAGCCAUUUGUUUUCAUCCAGCUAACAACCAUAAUCAUAAUAAAAGCAAUACUCGAACGCCGCUUCCCGUGCUCACCUGCGUCCCGAACAGUGUGUUGGCUUUUUGUUUUGUUUUUUAUUUUCUUCUAUGCCGGGGAUUGAGCCCAGGUCUGUUACCUCCGUGCCACGCUCCCAGCCCUUGAGAAGUUUGAGGUGGGUUUUAUUUUUUGUUUUUUUCCCAGAAAAAUACAAUGUGUUGUAAAGCUACCGAUCAAUAGCAUUUCAAAAGCAGAUCUGGGGAGACGGCUCCAUCCUUGGCACCAGGGAGGGGCCCAGCACGGUCAGCACCGCGCCCGGAGUGGGCCCCAAACGCCAGGUGGGCCCAGCACUCAGCCAAGGAGCACAGAGCGUUCGAGGGCACUUGGGGAUAGAGCUGUGAUUUGGGGACGACUGGCAGUGCCGGCGGCAGAAAGACCCGGGACGGCCGUGCGCAGAGCAGGUGGGUGGGCUGGAUACUUGGAUUUUCUUUUUGAGUCAAACUGGUUUCAAUUACAGUAGCUUGAUUAUUUUCACCCCUUCCUCUAACCGCCAAUUGUUGAAUCCAGUGACAUUGUUGUUAACGCAGUCGUACAAAGCAGUAUUUUUGUGGGGUGGAGGGCCGCUGGCGGUGCAACCCAAGACCUCACACAGGCAAGGCGAGCUCGGCAGCCUGCGAGUAAGACGCGGUCACGCCAGCAUCACCGCCACCGCCGCCCCUCAUGGGCUCCGUCGCGGUGUUAAAAGAACACUGGGCAACAAACCCAAGGACUUCGUAAAGUCACAACCGAAAAAAGACUAGAGGCCACUUUCUCAACAAAGGGUUGGAAUUCUCACAUUUUUUAAAUUAAAAUCGAACAAAAGUUUUAUUGUCAGAACAUCUGAAACCAGUACAAUAGCGAAUUUUGAAAGUUUUAAAAUUGGAUUAACUUCGGAAAAUAAAAGUUAAUAACAGCAUUAAAAUGUUAUUUUAAAGGUUUCGAGUGUAAAGGUCUACUUUCUUGAAAGCCCAAACGAGGCAGGGGAAAGCAGAGGGAACACUGGGAACAGCAAUUUUUUUAAUAAUUCAUUUUCCAUGUAGGGGUCACUAACUUGUCCUCAUUCAACUCCCCAGUACUGGGACAACUGGGGACACCGAUUUGUGCUGAGUCACUGUGAAUAAUAACAGGCUAUUAAUCUGAUUUUAUUCUUUGGGAAGUUAAUGUAUUGGUCACAAAAAUAAUACGGCAAGUUUAGAAAACAUCAAAAAUUCACUCGAGCAGUUAGAAUAUGAUUUUCAUUUUCUUUUCAAUAAAAAGGACAAAUCAUUUUGCAUUGUUAAUUUGUCAAUAAAAUUGGCACUAGUCUGAA